AUGACCCUUCACCACAGGAGAAUACACGAAAACGUUAAAAUACAUGAGUGUUCCACAUGUGGGAAAAGGUAUCCGCUACCGAGCGAGCUGAGAAAGCAUAUCAGAAGAGUGCACGAGACGCCUAAGAAGGCAGUGAACCAGAACGAGGGACUUCGCGAGGUCAAAUCUGAAAUAGAAGCUCUAGCAAGCAGAAGCGGUGAUGUUCCAGUCAAGAUACGUCGGUGA
Messenger RNA from Ostertagia ostertagi, 225 nucleotides. The record is from the annotation of a GenBank genome assembly. NCBI's taxonomy places the organism in Eukaryota, Metazoa, Nematoda, Chromadorea, Rhabditida, Trichostrongylidae.